AGCAGCAGCAUCAGAGGGUCUUUCUCAGACCAGAGUGGAAACAUGACUACAACACAGGAUUCCCAGGCAUCACAGAUCUUUAAGCUUGCAGUGGUGUUGGCGUUGGCUCUUCUGUUGCUGGAGGUGGAUGGCGUCUGCUCGGGGAACGGGGGUAGAAAGGGCCGGAAUCCAAAGUCUUCGGUGAAUAAGAAGUUGCUGCUCUUCAACGGUGCUCUUCCCAAACUACCCGUUCAAAUCUCAGCGAUACAUAACAAGUCUCUUUCACCAUGGGAAAUCACUAUAUCUAGGGACUCCAGUCGGGUCCCCAAAUUCAUCAGUGAGGCCCGGUGUCUGAAGAAAGGCUGUGUCGGGCCUGACGGCGAGGAGGACCUGAGCCUGGAGUCAGCACCUAUCCAGCAUGAGGUGAUGGUUCUGAAGAUGGUCCACGACAAGGUCAGAGGUCAACGCAAGAGAAAGAGAGAAAUCGUCUACCAACUCAGCUUCCAGGUCAUCACCGUGGGCUGUACCUGCAUCCGGCCCAGCGUUGUCAGACACGAUUAAGUGAAACUAGUCAUGGGGGAAAUGCCAUCAAGUGGUGAUGGAGCAGAAGUGGUAUUCAGCAGUGAAGUUGAGUUGCGUUUUCUCCAGUGACAAGGCUGAGGGCUUCCAACAAAGAAAGAAGAACCCUCUUAUUACACAGGACUGGGCAUAAACAAGAUAAUGGGCGCCAAGCUGUUAAAGAAGGUGAAAAUAAUAGUUGAGUGUUUUGCAUUAGUUUGUAAAUAUUGUGUAAGAUAUUUAAGAUAUGUAUUCUUUAUGUUACACGGUGACAUAACUGUACUUCAGUGCUUCAGUAAGCCUCGGGCUUUGUGUGUCACUGUCAAUAUUUAUUUCAAACUCAAAGCAAAAAAAAAGCGGUCAACUAAUGUGAAUCAUACAGUGGCUUUAGGAUUAAAGGGUCUUUUCUGAGUGGGAUUGAGAGGUUUUGAAACUGUAUGAUUUAUUGGACUAUGUAUAUUUAUACUCUUUACUCUUGAAAAUUUUAAACCUUCUCUUUGGAAACCCCCCUCCACAGUUAUUUGUAAUUUUGUAUAUUCUAUAAGCAACCCACAAGUAUUCCUUAUGAUAUACGAGUAUUGCUUUUUGAUCUAGCCUUGCAUGAUGCUUAUAUGAUUGAUUGAUCAAUUUCCAAUAAAUACACUGGCAAAUGACCUCAAACAAGUCUUCUGUACAUUCCAAUAGUGUUUAAGACAGUAUUAGUUUUAUUUGAAUAUAUUACAUAUAUAUUUCUUCUAUCAUAUGUCCAUUGCAAGGCCUUGGCAAUGCUGUUACCGUCAUGCCAAUAAAGCUUGUUUAAGUUUGACA
Clupea harengus (Atlantic herring) is the source of this 1344-nucleotide messenger RNA. RefSeq names its product interleukin-17F-like. Lineage: Eukaryota; Metazoa; Chordata; Actinopteri; Clupeiformes; Clupeidae. Gene Ontology annotation, biological process: inflammatory response. Gene Ontology annotation, cellular component: extracellular region. Gene Ontology annotation, molecular function: cytokine activity. The record is from RefSeq and is a predicted model, not a curated record.